Molecule: messenger RNA, 1890 nt
Organism: Debaryomyces fabryi
Lineage: Eukaryota; Fungi; Ascomycota; Pichiomycetes; Serinales; Debaryomycetaceae
Gene: GPI1
Product: phosphatidylinositol N-acetylglucosaminyltransferase
Exons: 1
Coding region: 1-1890 (629 amino acids)
Biological process (GO): GPI anchor biosynthetic process
Cellular component (GO): membrane; endoplasmic reticulum
Source: RefSeq, a predicted model, not a curated record
AUGGAUAUAAGUGCAAAACUUUAUGAUUUCACUAAGCAGAAUGAACUAUUGAAGGAUUUACAAAUUAUUGGCUGUGUUAAUGAAACACUGGAAGAGAAGAAUGGAUUACAAUUGCUGUAUGAUAUUGCAGACGAAUACCCGAUUGUGAAAUCAAAUAAUAAUGAGCGAUAUUCGUUUAUUCUUUUCCAGCCUCCUAACUUCAGAAACUUAGAAUAUUUUUCAAUCAACCCAAUUCUUCUUCAGUCGACAGGAAAUGUUGAAGUUAACCCAAACGAUGAAAUAUAUCAAAAAAAACUCACAGAAUUUGAUCCAAUUACGCGUGAAAGCAAGCUGUUGUCAAUUUCCGAUGAUGAAGUUCUAGAUAAGAUUAAUCAAUCUUCACGAUACAAGAAUGCUAUUCAAGCCUGGAUCAAAAGAUCAAUGUCUACAAAUAUAAGCCCGUCAUUUUUACAGCGUAUAAGGUGUAAUGAAAAAGUUGAAACCAUCAGCAGGAUGAUCUUUCAAAUACUAAUAAGCAUUGUCUCUACUAUCCAAAUGUUGACCAUCUGGAUAAUUUGGAUACUAAACUAUGAAUUUAGGAAUAUUAAAUUAAUUGAUUGCUCGCAUGUAUUCAGACAACUAGAUCUUAGAUUGCAGCAAAUAAACUUCUUUCCUAUUCAAUUCCUAUGCUAUUAUGAUAAAAACAUCCUAUAUGGAGAUUCAGAAGUCCUUCAUAAAUUAAAGAUUCCAGUCUUUAAUUCUAACUUAAAUAUAAACAACUCGAACUACAUAAAUCUUUACAAUUCAAUAUGGUUGAUAUUCAACGACGUGUUACUAGGAAUUAGCACUUGGAAGAUAAUAAUUUCAAACUUUGAUAGUAUUAUAAUGUUCAUUAAUGAAACUAUAAUCAAAAAACUAUUAUUUAAUGACUUUUAUGACUUAAUAUUAUGGGUAUCGGUUAAUCAUCCUGCAGGGUUCAAGUUAAAUACUGAACUAGGUCAGUUUAUGGGUGACUUGUUCUUAUGGACAUUGAAGUUUUGGAAAUUUUUAGUUGCGGAUAUUUUAAUGAUAGACUCAGAUAACGUUGUAUUCCGUCCUAUUGAAUUAAAUUUCAGUUAUAUGCUUGGUUUUGUUGGCUCGUGGAACAAUAUAUCAGCAUUUCACAAGAUCUUGUCUCAGAUGCUCAAGAUUUAUGUAGGAAUAUUAUGCCAUCUUGGAUUCACCUUCUUCAUCGGAUGCAUUAUUGACUAUUUCCAGAUUAUCACAUUCCAUCUUUAUUGCUUCUAUUUUACGUCCACCAAGAUAUAUCAGAAGCAGAUACAGAUAAUUAAAUCAUUGUUCCAAUUAUUUUGCGGAAAGAAAUAUAACGUUUUACGUAACCGUAUCGAUAACUUGAAUAAUUAUACUUACGAGGGUCAGUUUUUUGACAUAGAUCAAUUACUAUUGGGGACUUUAUUGUUCAUGAUCUUAGUUUUAUUAUUGCCUACAGUAUUUGCAUUUUACUUAAUGUUCUUCUUAUCAAGAUUGGCAUGUAUCAUUGUUGUAAACUCCAUUGAAAACUUAUUAAUUAUUAUAAACUAUCUCCCAUUAUUUGUCAUUUUGUUGAAGUUGAAGAAUUCCAAUAGAUUACAAGGUGGUAUAACCUUCAACCAUUUGACAGUUUCAAAUAAGACGGACUACUUAUUAUUAUCUAACAAGUCCUUGACUUACAGUGAGAUCUUCAAGAACUUCGUUAAAUUGUUCAAGAAAUCGAAGAAUUUCAAGGAGUCAUUGAUUCAGUUUUUCGUACUAGGUGAACUAGUUUCCUUAAAGCAUAAUUAUAGGAUGAUAUUUAAUUAUUUAAUGCUACCUGAAAAUUACGAUAAGACAACUGAAAUUUGGAAGCCUAUUAUCACAUCUAAUAAGAAAUGA